Mesocestoides corti is the source of this 228-nucleotide messenger RNA. NCBI's taxonomy places the organism in Eukaryota, Metazoa, Platyhelminthes, Cestoda, Cyclophyllidea, Mesocestoididae. The record is from the annotation of a GenBank genome assembly.
AUGAUUGCAGUUCUCGCCCUGGUUGCAAUUUGUCUCGUCAGCUUCACUGAAGCUCGCGAAUCCUACUGCUUGGAGGAACCCGAUGAGGGUCGAUGCCUAAUCGCGAUGGAGAGGUGGUAUUUUGAUGCUGACACAAAUAACUGCAGUACCUUCACAUACGGUGGCUGCGGAGGCAACAAGAACAACUUCAAAAGCUAUGAGGAGUGCGAAAGUAAAUGCAUGCAUUGA